Chanos chanos (milkfish) is the source of this 1793-nucleotide messenger RNA. Its product is annotated as interferon-induced protein 44-like. Gene Ontology annotation, molecular function: GTP binding. The coding region runs from base 128 to 1456 and encodes 442 amino acids. The record is from RefSeq and is a predicted model, not a curated record. Gene Ontology annotation, biological process: immune response. The transcript has 8 exons. NCBI's taxonomy places the organism in Eukaryota, Metazoa, Chordata, Actinopteri, Gonorynchiformes, Chanidae.
GUACUUUUCAUUUGACAUUCGGAUGUUUGCAACGAGGUUCAGGAGCUUUAUACGUGGCAGACGAGUUCUAAUACAACACUUGUCUUUGGGCUAAAUUCUAAACAAUCCACAAGAGACAAACCCCAUAAUGGAAGCUCUCACUUCUGAUCUAACAAGUGCCCAAGAAAGGCAGCUGUGUGACUUGCUUGGAGAAGUCAGACUCCAUCUUCUGUACAAGGCCAGUGUUCAUGGAUACUAUGCAAAUUCCUUCCAUGAGAGAUGUGACAAUAAAGGUCCAACAAUCACUGUUGGCUAUAACUCAUCAGGAUACGUCUUUGGUGGCUACACAGCCAAGCCCUAUGCUCAAACAGGACAGUAUAUUAAUGACAACACAGCUUUCCUGUUCACCUUUCAAGGUGGAAAUAUCACCCGCUUUCCAGUUAGCAAUUCUGUUUAUUCUCGUAUUGACAAUGGUAACGGCCCAACCUUUGGCCAAGAUCUGUAUUUUCUCUACAAUAACAGCGCAACCAUUCACUGCAAACCAGGACACUACUACACGUUUAAUGCAGCCACACUCCAUGGGAACAACCUUCAGUUGACUGAGUGUGAAGUUUACCAGGUGAAAGAGAAUACGUUGCUGUCUAAGCCAUGGAGAAACAUUCAGUGGGAGGCUGAGAGGAGACAGAGUCUCAUGGAAUCAAUCAAAAACUACAAACCACUGAUAAAUUCCGUAAGCCAGAUUCGUGUUCUGCUCAUUGGUCCUGUGGGUGCAGGAAAGUCAAGCUUCUUCAACUCCAUCAACUCUAUCUACAGAGGUCAUGUAACAAGUCAGGCAAUCUCAGGCCAUGCUGCCACCAGUCUUACAACACAGUUUCGCACCUACACAGUCAAAUCCAGUCGGGAAGGAAAACCUCUGCCCAUCGUGCUGUGUGACACAAUGGGAUUGGAGGAAUCUGAAGGUGCUGGGCUGGAUAUCGAUGACAUCAGUAACAUUCUGAAAGGUUGCGUUCCUGACAGAUAUAAGUUCAAUCCCAAGGCACCACUUCAGACUGAUGACAAAGAGUUCUGCAAAUCAGGGUGUCUGGAGGAUCAGAUCCACUGUGUGGCCUACGUGUUAGACUCCUGCAAAAUCUCCAUCAUGUCCUCCAAACUGGAGGAGAAACUUGCUGCAAUCCGCAAGAAGGUCAAUCAGAUGGGCAUCCCACAGGUCAUUCUCCUAACAAAGGUAGAUGAAGCUUGUCCCUAUGUGGCAGAGGACCUUCAGAAUGUCUAUCUCAGCCCUUACAUAAAGAACAUGGCCAAGGAGGUGAGCGUUCGUGUCGGGGUGCCCUGUGUACUCCCCGUGAAGAACUACAGCCAGGAGCUAGAGCUGGAGCUCAGUAGUGAUAUCCUUCUCCUCACUGCUGUGGUCCAAAUGCUCCGCUUUGCUGACAACUACUUUGAUGAUAUAAGUCCAGAACUGGCAAAAAAAGUUUAAGUUUGGAAAACCAUUGAAGCUCACAACUUCAGUUCUAGAGUUGUUGCGUUUAUGUGUAUUAAUGCCCAGUAGCCUUAUAAAAAAAGUACCUUUAAACCUUCAGUACAAUAUGAAGUCUCCAUAGUGACGCACCGUCAAGAUGGCUGUCGUUUUCUGGGCUCUUCCCCAACUUUAAUUUUUUGUUAGUUUAUUCACACUGCUUUUGAACAGCAACACUACAUUUUCGAACGCCAUUAUCAAUCACGACAGACAGACUUUGGUGGACAUCAUUUGUCCGUUGGAUGCGCAUUUUACAGCCAAGGGUAAUAGAACUGACUCAGUGACCAUCUUGGACUAC